AUGGUAGGGAUUAGGAAGUCUUUAAGUUCUUUGAGUGAUAUGAAGAAACAGAAGAGAUGCAAUCCUCAAGACAAAACCCAACAACCUUUGAGAAAAGUUAGGAUCUUGGUCAACGAUCCUGACGCUACUGAUGAUGAUUCAUCAAGCGACGAGGGGGAGACAGCAAAGAUGAGACGCAUCGUCCGUGUGGUUAACUUUCCAUCUCUGGAGUCUGCUGCUCCUCCUCGCGUUGAGCCUACUUCUGUGAGUUCUUCACAGGACAGUACCAAAACAGUAAGCAAGAAAGCAGCAGCUUCUCGUCCUAGUUUGUCUAGGAAGAAGCCUGUUGGUGUCAGGCAAAGAAAAUGGGGUAAAUGGGCUGCUGAGAUUAGACAUCCAAUAACUAAAAACAGAACAUGGUUGGGUACUUUUGAUACUGAAGAAGCAGCUCAUCAAGCUUAUAAAGACAAGAGGAAAGAGUAUGAUGCACUUGUCGGUAUUACUAAUGAUUCCGUGUCUGAGAAACCUGAUGUUUCUUCCUCUGAGACUAGUCAAUGCUCUCGCUCUUCACCUCUUGAGCAGGACACUUCAGCUUCAACACCAACCCUUAAAGAAGAGAUCAAGAUCACUGCUACAAAUGCUACUGGUUCGAGCAAGGAAGUGUUGUUUGGUUUCAACUUUGCUGAGAUACCAAUACCUGAUCUUGGUUUCUUUAGUGAAGAGGAACAAAUGGCUAAUCUUGGUUUCUUUACUGAAGAGAAUGACCAACUAAACUUGGAUUGUUUGUUCACUGAUGAUCAGUUUGAUGAUUUCACUAUGCUUGGAUUCGAAGACAGUGGUCCGAGCGAGCUACCUGAUUGUGACUUUCCAGAUGUUGAGUUCGACUCUAGCUUCUUUUUCGCUGAUCAACACAUCCCCAUGAAAAGUUUUGCAGCUUAA
This is a messenger RNA of Eruca vesicaria subsp. sativa (arugula), 918 nucleotides long. The record is from the annotation of a GenBank genome assembly. Lineage: Eukaryota; Viridiplantae; Streptophyta; Magnoliopsida; Brassicales; Brassicaceae.